This is a messenger RNA of Bradysia coprophila, 695 nucleotides long. RefSeq lists its product as uncharacterized. The record is from RefSeq and is a predicted model, not a curated record. Lineage: Eukaryota; Metazoa; Arthropoda; Insecta; Diptera; Sciaridae.
UUUCUUUUAGUCUGGUUUUUCGAUUUAUUUAUUAUUUUUCGUGCGUGCUGUGCAUGCUGCUGUUGAAUUUGAUCGUAGAAAUGGCUUUAAAUGAAUUAAAUUUAAUUCCAACGAAGGCAGCAUUGGCCAAAAAAUCACAAUCACUGGACCAAUUCAAGUGCACCACAUUUGAGUCUUAUAAACCAAAGCAAAAAUCGCUGACAGACAAGAAAUUGGAAAAUAUCGACAAGACGCUGAAAAACAUCUUCGAUAUCAAACGAGCCAAACAUGAAGUGAUUACAUUUGGCACGUCCGGAUUGGAAUCGAAAGACAAGGAAGUGGCAAAAAUAGCGUUCGCUGUGAAAUUGGGAGCAAAACCCGCGAAGAAUAAGUACAAAAAUUACAAAGAAUUGCUGGCGGAGAAGAAAGUGUUGCAGGAGAAGGAACGGGAAAGUGAUGCAUUGUCCAAAGUGGGGAAAAAUGCACAAGGUGGAGCGUCAGUGACCUAUAAACAAAUCAAAAAUGCGAAUAGAAAACGGAAAUUGAAUGCACCGAUUAACCAACAUUACGGUGUAGUGAAUCCGAAAAUUGUCAAACGGAAAAAGAAGUGAUUCAUCCAACCAGAACAGGUCAGCCGUAUCAUAUAAAACCAGCUGUGUCAAUUUACAAUAAAUUAUAUUUUACAAUAAAAAAGGUUCAAAUAAAAAAUACAAAAU